Danaus plexippus (monarch butterfly) is the source of this 1088-nucleotide messenger RNA. RefSeq names its product nitric oxide synthase-interacting protein homolog. Lineage: Eukaryota; Metazoa; Arthropoda; Insecta; Lepidoptera; Nymphalidae. Gene Ontology annotation, cellular component: nucleus. The record is from RefSeq and is a predicted model, not a curated record. The transcript is spliced from 3 exons. Gene Ontology annotation, molecular function: ubiquitin protein ligase activity. Bases 187 to 1053 code for a protein of 288 amino acids.
UUUUCAGUCUGUUGACUGGAAAGCUCAUGUACUUCCGAAGUAAUUAAUUAGUUAUUACUUAUUUUGUCAAAUGUCACUUGUCUGUUAAAAAUUGAUUCUACUCGAAGUAAUAGCUAUAUUAUAAACAAUAAACUAUUAACAUCCCUUUUUCAUAUUUUUUCAGAAAAGUAAGGUUUUAUUCUUUAAAUGACUCGUCACGCAAGAAAUUGUACAGCUGGCGCUGUAUAUACUUAUCAUGAAAAGAAAAAAGAUGCUGCAGCAUCGGGAUACGGUACACAAAACGAAAGGCUAGGAAAAGAUUCCGUGAAGAGCUUUGAUUGUUGCUGUUUAAGAUUGCAGCCAUGCAGAGACCCAGUGGUAACCAAAGAGGGUUAUUUAUUUGACAAGGAAGCUAUAUUGGAAUAUAUUAUAAGCAAGAAAAAUGAAUACACACGAAAGUUAAAGCAAUAUGAAAAACAAAUGAAGAGAGAAGAAAAUGAAAAAAAAGAGCUGGCAGAUGCUGAAAAACAAGCGAAUCUUAUCAAAUUUAUGAACAGAGAAAAUAAUAUUUCAAAUAGUAAAUCCUCAGAGAGUAAAGCAUCUACGUCAGUUUCCAACUUGGCUAAUGGGAAACAUAAGGAGCUUCCAAGUUUCUGGGUUCCAUCUCAGCUGCCGGAUGCUAAGAUCACAAAACUUGAGAAACCUGAUCCAACUGUAUAUUGCCCCAUUAGUGGGAAACCUUUGAAAAUGAAGGACCUGGUAGAUGUCAAAUGGACUCUUGUUAAUGACCCCGAUGAUAAAAAAUCAUUAAUAGCUAAAGAAAACAGAUAUAUGUGUCCCGUCACACACGACAUUUUGGGCAAUUCCGUUCCAUGUGCUGUCAUCAGGACAAGUGGUCAUGUUGUGACAAUGGAAUGUGUGGAGAAGAUCAUCAAGAAAGAUUGGCUUCAUCCACUCACCGGCGAGAAGUUGAAAGAAAAAGACAUCAUCCCACUCCAAAGAGGAGGUACAGGAUACGCUCUCACCAACGAAAACUUGGAGGGGAAAAACGAAAGACCUGUCCUACAAGCUUAGUACAUAUAUCGUAAUAAAAUUCCCUUAAAACUGGA